Cryptomeria japonica (Japanese cedar) is the source of this 1865-nucleotide messenger RNA. RefSeq names its product putative UPF0481 protein At3g02645. The transcript has 5 exons. Bases 1 to 1515 code for a protein of 504 amino acids. NCBI's taxonomy places the organism in Eukaryota, Viridiplantae, Streptophyta, Pinopsida, Cupressales, Cupressaceae. The record is from RefSeq and is a predicted model, not a curated record.
AUGAUUACUCCUGAAUGGUCUCUGAUUACGUAUCCUAUUCCAGAAGGGCCUAGAUUGCCUCUGGAAGCACCAUCAAAGUUUAAUUUUAACCAGCCAGGCUUUGGAGGGGUCCGGGUGACAUCCUUUCUGGAGUUGUGGAUACGGUUGAUAUACCUUCAAGUCAGAGAUGGUCUUCGCGAAAACAAUGAAUUAGAAGAAGAAGAGAGAGAAUUGCGCAUAUGCGUGUUCAACGUCCCAAAGGAAUUGCUGGUAAUGAAGACAGAAGCAUACAUUCCACAGUCUGUUUCUAUCGGGCCAUAUCACCAGUGGAGACCUGAGCUAUACGAGAUGGAGAGCUCUGGCUUUGCUAAUGGCGUUGGACGCCUCCUUUGUUCUCGAGUGCUUGCAAUUCUAUGCGAAGCAGGCGGACAAAACAAGCCACUGCUUUCUGCAGAGGCAGAGGAGAGGCUCUGCAAUCUGCUGACACUUGCGUGCAAAGAAUUGUUGCCUUUCAUGUUCAAAAUGCCGGAGACUUCAAAGCUCCAGAUAAAAGAUCGGAGACACAUACUCGAAGUGCUCUAUUACUCGCUUGUCUCCGUCGCCCCCAAAGUUGAUUCUUUUCGCAGUGCCGUUGAAAUGGAAGAGCAGCCGCUGCCGGAUAGGACUAAUGUCCAGAAAGCUUUGAAUUUGCCAUGGAAGGCGCUCUCUGCUCUCAAUGUCCGCCCCAUUGAACGGAUAUUUCAGGGGAGGGUCGUCCAGUUCGUAAUAAAGCUGCCUUUACGCCUUGUUUCCGCUCUCGGAAACCUGCCGGUUCUUAGGGUUUUGAAGGGGCCGAUUCUCGUCAUCUUCAAUUCUUUUUCCGCAGAGAAAACUGACCGGGACGGCACAGGCGAGGACGAUUCUUAUGUGGAAAUUCCUCCUACACGAGACGAGCUGGAUAUCGCGUCCAUUUCCAGCUUAUAUUCAGCCGGACUAAAAUUCCUUCCCACGGACGGAGACCUUACCACAAUACGCUUCGACCAGAAGACUGCCACACUGUACUUUCCCAAGGUUAAAUUAGAUGCUAAUUCAGAAGUGGUUCUCAGAAACCUGGUGGCUUUUGAAGCUUCGGCGAGCCCCGGGGCUUUCAUCUUUACUCGCUACACGGAUUUAAUGAACGGAAUGAUCGACAGCGCGGAAGAUGUUCGAUUGCUCCGAACCAGCGGGAUUAUUUAUAAUUACUUAGAAAGCGACGGAAAGGCUGCGAGCAUGUGGAAUGGCAUGGGUAAAUGCGUGAAAUUGACCAAAGUUAAGCAAUUGGAUGAGGUCAUAGCUGAGGUUAAUAAGUUCUACAGCAGGAAAUGGAGUGUUGCUGUGGAGAAGUGCCUGAAAACUUAUGUGUUUGAUUCUUGGAAAUUCUUGACUCUCUCGGCUGCGCUUAUACUUCUCGCUCUCACAUGUUUGCAGGCCUUCUGCUCUGCGUAUGACUGUAAGAAAUGGUUUAGCGACACUGAUUUUACUGAUGAUUCUGAGCGACUGAGUAAAAAAUUCCUCUGAUAGCCUACUUGUUUUUUCAUCCGCCUGUUUUUUGUAUUUAUGUGAUUUCGAGUACUCUGUGGCUUUACCCAUAUUUUCUGCUUCUGUAAUUCUUGCUUUGACUGAAAGGAACAAGUAUGUGCUUAGCUCUGCAAUGUUUCUUGUUCCUGUUAAUAUCAGCACGUAACUUCAUAAAAUUAGUUAUCUCCAGACAUGCUUUUUAAGCAUUAAAGAUUAAGGGUGUAUGUACUCAUCACCGUGCUUGCUCUAAAUAAUAAAUCAAUAACAAUCAGAUUAGGCCUAAUAAAAUAGUUGGCCUUGCAAUAUUACAUUGAGGCUGGGUCUCUUGAGGGUCUUCACUCUUCAGGAUG